AUGGCUUCUUCGGGCGCGACCCGCGACCUGACUAGGGCCAUCAACACCUUUAUCCUCUCGCCAAAGCUUCCCCUCCCCGACGACCUUACUGACAUCAUUGAGGCCUACCUUGAUAAACACAGCGACUAUGACCAGUCCACUUCCGAUCGGCUGGAAGAGGAACUCCUCUCUACCUUUACCAAGUCUGUUCAGAGCCAGCAGGCCCUGUACUAUGCCUCUUUUCUGGCCAUUCUCCGCCGUCUUCGCCCUUCGCUCCGGUCACCUGCGCAUAUUCUGCUAUGGUGGGAAAAGGUCAUCGAUCCCAUUCUGGACCAGUUAAACCAGGAGCGAGGGCUCAUGGUUAGAGCUCUGAACGAUAUCAACAAAUUUCUGGUUCCCGAUGGCGAAGACGAAGAGGGCGAAGAGGGCGACGAUAAAGACGGCACCAAUGGCUCCCCAAGUCCGAUUGUCAAAUGUCUAGUGCAGAAAUGGAUGGACGUCUGCAACGAUAUCCAGCAAGGUGGAGACUGGAAAGUGGUAUGGGUCAGGGAAAAGCCAAUACAGGAUGUCAUCACCGUGUUUGGCAGAAGGAGACCAAUGGACUUCUUCUAUGCCCUCAACGACUUGCUUGUGCAGAAAGAGUAUCGCUCUCGCUCCAUCACGCUGCUGUCCUCGUUCGCCCAAAGCCAACCGCCCAAUCUCUAUCUCGUGAUCAGAUCGCCGUUGUUCGACAAUCUCCUUCGGUGUCUCCAGUACGACACUUCUACAACGGUUGUAUCUCUGGCUCUCACGUCGUUGACCAUGCUGUUGCCAAACAUGCCGGGCUCCAUCGUUCCAGCCUUGCCGACGCUCUUCAACAUUUAUGCUCGGAUAUUGUUUUGGGAUCGUGAACCGCAGGUUCUGGAUGAAGCACAGUCUGACGCCAAUCGGGCAGAACCACACCAGCCAAAGACGGCGUGGGAGAAGUGCACAUAUGCGUUCGACAGCGACGACGUUUCGAUCCCCUACUUUCAGCUUCUGGGCUAUUACAACAUACUGUACGGUCUCUAUCCCCUGAAUUUUAUGGACUACAUUCGCAAGCCGCAGCGUUACCUACGUCAUGCCAACGUGACGGGUGCCGACGACGUCGAGGUGCAGCCGUCAGAGAUCCGGGAUCGAUCAGAGCAGUUCCGCCAGUGUCAUUUACUCCACCCCAACUUUUACAGUCUCACCAUUGAGUCGGAGAAGACCGAUUUUGGUCGGUGGAGGAGAAGUGCCACGGCAGACGUCGUUGCCGAAUGCGUUGGGCUUCACGUCUACGAUCAGAGUGGCACUGAUGUCAGCACUCAUCUGCAUCCCGGAGUUGCUGUGGCGACGACUUCUGCGUCUUCCCCCUUCCAGAGCCUAGAGGCAGGGGGAAUCAAGCAGGAGGAGGCGCUUCUUCGAGACUUGACUGUUCUGGAAAGCAGCGGGCUAGCUCAGGAUAGGCGUUUAUCAACACCAUUCAGUGCAAUUCUGCCGCCUCCGACCAGCAGCCAGACGGGGUCAGUCAUUCGCAGAAGCUCACAGUCCAGCAUUGUGUCAGAUGGUCAUGCACCAGAUGCAGGAGGCGAUAGUCCGACCCUCUCUCCUCUACUCUCGCAGUCCUUGUCACGCACGGAUCUGCAGGGGAUGGUGGAUUCGAACAAGGUGGUGCAAUCACGGCUGGACCAAUCACUCACGAACGACAGCGUGCUGUCUCUAUCGCUAAGCAAUCGGGACUCGGCACCUGAGGGCUUAUCGUCCGGCUUGAAACCGGCGGUGCGUCCGGGGCCUGAAAGGUCGCCUUCUCCGCACAGGGUGCCGACUAUCCCGACGGGAAAUGGCAACGAGAACGAAGAGAGCGAUCUUACGGCGAAGCAGAUGCAGCGGCAGAUAAUCAUGUUGAAGACCGAUCUCGGGUUUGAGCGGUACAUGGUGCAGCAGCAUCUGGCACAUAUUGGCGCACUGCGACGCAGCAACAUGAAGCAGGUGGUGACGGAAGCAGAGACGCAAAAUCUGAUCCUGAUUAACCGUACGCUCAAGAACCGGAUGGAGGAGGCGAAGAAGGCAGAGGCACAGGUCAAGAAGGAGGCGGAGAUGAGCCGCAACCGGUCGAAGAACUGGGAAGAGUCGCUGGCGAACAGGCUGAAGAAGCUCCGGGAGGAACAGAAGAAAUGGAAGGAAGAAGAGACGACGCUGCGGACGAGCCUGAAGAACUCGCAGGCCGAUUGCGCUCGACUUCUCGUGUUGGUGUGCGAAAAGGAAGUUCGGGAGCUCAAGCUGGAGCAGGACCUGCAGAUGCUGGAGGCCGGCAAGGCGGAGAAAGAGAGGUUGAAUGAAAGAGUGCGCCAUCUGGCAGCAGUAGAGCAGGAGGGACAGCGGCUGAAGGAGAAGUUGGCAGAGGUGGAGGCGGAAGCGACGGCGGCGAACAGCACGCUGGAAGUGUUGAACAUGAAGAUGGAGGCCCGAGAGGCAGAGUUUCGACGAGCGCACGACUAUUUCCAGAAGCAGAUCGCGACAGUGAACUCGAAGCUGGCGGAAGCACAGAAGAGCGGGCAGACAGCUUACAACGCGAGCCUGGCAGAGACGAGGGCGCAGGUAGAAAGCGCUUUGGCAGCCAGCCGGGCCAAGAAUUUGGAGUUGCAGAAGAGCCAGGCGCGGCUGACGAGGAAGUGCAAGAUUCUGGAAUCGAAGGUGUUUGAGCAGGCGUCCUUGUUCGAGGACCAGGGGCUGCGAGGGGACAACAUGCCGCCGACACAGUCUGACCAGGACACGGAGUCAGUGGUGAUGUAUGGAGAGCAAGCGAUGAGCGGUGGGAGCAGCAUCGCGGGCGUGAGCAUCGACAGCGGCGGCAGCAUUGCAGGGCCUCUCCGGUACGGACCACGACUGGCGUCGGAUGCAGGUUCGAGCGAAUCAGGUCCGUACCGGAAUCCGUCUGUGUCGGGGUCGAGCACUGGAGGCGCAGGGCCACUGGGCGAGACAGGAGCGACAGCGAAUGCGCAAGCAGAGCGAUACUAUGGUCGAGGCGGCGUGCAAAACUCGGUGCGCAAGGAACGAAAAGACAAGAAGAAGGAUGACAAAGACAGGAGGUCAGGAGGCCCGAAUAUUCGCGGCAUUCGCGGAUUUGUCGAGGCCGACAUACGAGCCCAACCGGCGCGUCGGGAGGGGACAGUUCCUCCCCGUCGCCCGGGGUUUCGUCUGAGCAUGGCGCCCGUGGUGGUGAUGCCGUUCCUGCAGGAGGUCGCGAUGGGUGUCGAAGCCGGCCGAGACGACGACGGCGGCCCGGAAGCCCAGCCACGACGACUUUCGGGCACGCGUUUCCGUCCACGAUGGCCGGUCACGACGAUGACGACGACGACGACGACGACGACAGCGGCCUCGGGUGCCGAGACGAGCACGAUCGCGGCCACGUACGUGGUGUCGAGCGCGGGUCUCAGCGCCGGCGCCAUUGCCGGCAUCACGCUCGGCUCCGUGGCCGGCUUCUUGCUGCUGGUCGGCCUGCUGUACGUGCUGUACCGCUGCAGCGACCGCUAUGACGCCGCCUCUGUCCGCGAGGAGGUGGUGAUCCGCGAGAGCAGCACCGGUCGUCGUCGUCGGACCGCCGUGUCCGUGGACGAUGACGACCGGCAAAGUGCUGUCGGUGCCGCCCACCGACGCCAUCAUGGCCGACGACACCAUCAUCGACGACGUUCGCAUCGCGGCCCCGAUCUCGUCGAGCAUGAGAUUCGCAUCGCGGCACCGGCACCACGGGCCCGCCGCCUCCGUCGGGUCGUCGACGAGCAGACGCUGCGACGACCACCACCCCCGCUGGCCGAGGACGAGAUCGUCGUCGAGGAGGAGGUCGUCCGGGAGAUCGUCGAUGAGCGCCGCUCGUCGAGACGGCAGACGGAGGUCGCCGCCACCAGCAGCAGCAGAAGCAGCAGCAUCCAUCGCCGACGUCGCUCGCGGUCGCGCCAUGACGACGCCGAGGACGAGGUGGUCGUGAUCGAGGAACACUCGCCCGCACCGUCCGGCCGACAUCGCCGGCACAGCAGCAGCAGACGGCGGUAG
Molecule: messenger RNA, 4029 nt
Organism: Grosmannia clavigera kw1407
Lineage: Eukaryota; Fungi; Ascomycota; Sordariomycetes; Ophiostomatales; Ophiostomataceae
Exons: 5
Coding region: 1-4029 (1342 amino acids)
Biological process (GO): regulation of cell cycle; negative regulation of TOR signaling
Cellular component (GO): TSC1-TSC2 complex
Source: RefSeq, a predicted model, not a curated record